CGAAACCUCACUUUCCCCAUUCCUCAUCUCUCCCUUUUGUGAGCGGCGGCGGCAGCGACGGUGACACAUCUAGCAGAGGCCGGCGCGAGGAUAUCUGAAAGUCACCGUGAGCGCAUCUAGCAGCACAACUUCAAUCUGAGGGAAUGGCUGCUAAGCAAGUUUCAUGGACACCUACCAUGUCAAAGUUCAUGCUGACAUGGCUAAGUGAUUUAGUCUCCAAUGGCAAUAGAACAAGCACUGCCUUCAAGCAAUCACAGUUCAACGCUUGUGCCAUUGCUUUGAAUGAGCAUUUCCAACUUAACUUGAAUGGAGAUCAGAUCAAAAAUCAUAAUAGGACAUGGAAGAGGAAACUUCAGAAAAUAGUGAAACUCAAGGAGUUGAGUGGUGCACUAUGGGAUGAGGACAAGUGUAUGAUUGUUCUUGAUCAUGAGCAUUACACAAAUCAUGUUAAGGCUCACCUAGAGGAUGAACAAUACCUUAACAAGACUAUUACUCAUUAUAAGGAGAUGGUGAAUAUAGCUGGAGGGAGCAUGGCUACAGGGCAGUAUGCAAAAGGCUCAAGUGACCCUCUUGCUAUAGAAGUGGUAAAUCUUGAAGAAGAGAUAGCCAAGAAACCCACUACCCCAAAUGAGGAGGUUGCGCACUCAACUAAUGUCGGUUCAUCUGGUCCCAAACCAAAGAAAGCCAAACCAAAUCCUUGUGCAAAAGACAAGUUGCACGCAACCAUACUAGCAUCUAGUGAAAGAAUUGCUAUUGCGAUAGAGAAGAGUACUAGCAGUGAGAACAAUGCCAUAGAUGGUCUUUGGGAGAGCAUGAAAGUACUUCCUGGUUUCAGUUUGGAUCACCUUGCUCAUUACUAUGCAUAUUUGGUUGACAAUCCUCGUGUUGCUAUGGCAUUCAAGGUGUUAGAAGAGGAUCAAAGGAAGGUUUGGGUUUCUAGGUAUGUCAAGAGUACCUUCCCUAAAGUGUAAGGAUGGUGAGUGCAUAUGUGGUGAACUGGUGAUUGACUUGUACUUUUGAUGCAACCAAAACAUGAACUAUGGGUUGUAUUGAUUAACUCUUUUGAUGCAACCAGACAAUAACUAUGGUUGUAUAACUAUUAGGUUCUAGUAGUACUCCAUGGAAUGUUGAACUAUGAGUUCUAUGCA
Messenger RNA from Triticum dicoccoides, 1148 nucleotides. RefSeq lists its product as uncharacterized. NCBI's taxonomy places the organism in Eukaryota, Viridiplantae, Streptophyta, Magnoliopsida, Poales, Poaceae. The transcript has 4 exons. Bases 144 to 971 code for a protein of 275 amino acids. The record is from RefSeq and is a predicted model, not a curated record.